Fusarium oxysporum Fo47 is the source of this 1413-nucleotide messenger RNA. RefSeq names its product FAD dependent oxidoreductase. NCBI's taxonomy places the organism in Eukaryota, Fungi, Ascomycota, Sordariomycetes, Hypocreales, Nectriaceae. The record is from RefSeq and is a predicted model, not a curated record. The transcript is spliced from 3 exons. Gene Ontology annotation, molecular function: flavin adenine dinucleotide binding; sarcosine oxidase activity. Bases 1 to 1413 code for a protein of 470 amino acids.
AUGUCAUCAAAUCUCUCAAGCAAAUCCUCACCAAUCGUCGUCGUUGGUGCUGGUGUCUUUGGUCUAAGCACGGCCCUUCACUUGGCGGAGCGCGGUUACACCAAUGUCAAGGUUCUUGAUAAACAGCCAUAUCACGAAUCUCAAUAUUCGUAUGACAAAGGAUGUGAUGCUGCUUCAGCAGCAUAUGGCAAAGAGAUUUGGUACCAGAAUCUCGCACUUGAUGCCAUCACGAAGUGGAAGAAGUGGAAUGACGAGCUCAAGGCCGGAAAACUCAGACCUUCAGGGCUUUCCUCGUCUGAUAAACUGUUUGUCAACAACGGAGUUCUCACCAUUACUUCAGAGUCAUCAUUGUCGCAAUUUGACAUAGACACCAUUAAGAACAUGACCAAGGUAGGAUUAGAGCAUACACAGAUCGAUCUCAGCGAGCCGAAGGACGUUGAGGGGGCAAAGUCUCAGGGAUUCGACUUUGCUCUCAAUGCCUUCGACCUCAAGAACAACUCCGCCCUUCUAGAUACCCAGUCAGGCUUUGCCUACGCUGACAAAGCCUGUCGUUUUGCACUCAACAAAGCACAGACUCUGGGUGUGCAAUUUCUUUUUGGAGAAUCCAAGGGGAAGUUCUCAAGCUUUGUUGAGAGCACUGAUUCACAGAUCACUGGUGUCAGAACGGCUGAUGGAACAGUGCAUGCCGCGGAGCUAACGAUCAUGGCUUGCGGUGGCUGGACUCCUUCGCUUAUCACGCAGCUUGACAAUCUCUGCGAGACUACUGCUGGAAGCGUGGCUCUGUUUCAAUUACCACCCGACAAGGCUUUAUGGGAUCGCUUUGCACCCGAAAACUUCCCGACUUGGUCAUAUAACAUGCGCCAUGGUAAAUAUGGUGGCCUCUAUGGCUUUGCACGAGAUGACAACGGUGUUGUCAAGAUGGGCUAUCGUGGUACAAAGUUCACCAACCCCCAGACUCAAGCAGAUGGCACUGUCAGAAGUGUACCCAAAACUCGAUGGACGGAAGAGUCUAUCCGCCAAAUUCCACUCAUCGGCGCGAGAGUUGUCAAGGGUUUCGUGAAGGACUUCCUCCCCGAGCUGGCGCAGUGUGAAAUGAGCACUCGUCUUUGCUGGUACACUGACUCAUACGAUAACCAUUUCGUCGUUGAUUUCGUGCCCGACAAAAAGGGUCUGAUGAUUGCGACAGGAGGUAGUGGACAUGGUUUCAAAUUUCUUCCUAAUCUGGGUGAGCACGUCGUGGAUAGGAUUGAAGGGAAGGAAAAUGAGUAUCUGGACUUGUGGAAGUGGAGAGGCUUGGAAGCUGGUGCAAAGCCUUUUAAUAGCCUGAUGGAAGGUGUUGGUAGCGACCGCUCACUCCAGCAUCAGGCCUUUACGACAGUUGAUGGUUCGUCGAAGCAGCUUAGUCGACUUUAG